Messenger RNA from Etheostoma spectabile (orangethroat darter), 806 nucleotides. It is a transcript of the gene emd, whose product is annotated as emerin. The transcript has 7 exons. Lineage: Eukaryota; Metazoa; Chordata; Actinopteri; Perciformes; Percidae. The record is from RefSeq and is a predicted model, not a curated record. The coding region runs from base 162 to 650 and encodes 162 amino acids.
AGUACCAGAGUAGGCGUGUAGCGUGGCUCGUUGCACCCGUAGGUGUGCCGAGAGCGUCGUCCGGAUAUGGACACAAGUUACACCCACUUUCUCCCAGGCUGCUCCUCGUCCUCCUCCAGCAACGUUUUCAACUCCGGACUCGUUUGUGUUUUUUUUCAAGGAUGUCUUUGAGUGAGAAAAGUAAUGAGGAGAUCAGCAAGUUGCUUGCUGAAUAUGGCAUCAAACAUGGACCCAUAGUCGACUCUACUCGAAAGCUGUACGAGAAGAAGCUGGAAAAGGCGAUGAAGAGCGCUCCGGUGGAACGCUCGCCUGAUAAGACCUUCUACAGAGAGGAAGCGGAAGAAAUAACCUACAUCACAUACCGCCAGCCCAGUCCGGUUCAAGCGGUGUAUUCGGACACGCUGAAACGAAGAGGCAACGUUGAGCCAGAUGAAGACAAGGAGUCUGACCGAGACACAGAGCCCCCCAUCCAGAGCAGUAACCGAGCAGCCAAUCACAGCACAGUACGAUCCGGGGAGCUGGUCAGAAAGCCUGGAGGCGGCGUGUGGAAGGUGAUCCGGCUGCUGCUGCUGCUAGCCGUGUUAGCAGCUUUCCUCUACUACUCCUACUGCCGUCUCAACGGUAACGAAAACCCAUUUGCGAUUCAAUAAUCUGACUCAUUGUUAGGAUGUCAGGGUUUUUUCUCUCCCUCAUUUCAACACAAAGAUCUUAUAAACCUUUUAAAUUCUGCCAGUUUUCUAUAUGUCCUCAUGUCACCGAAUCAGUAAAAUGAACAAAGCCAGACACAUUAUAGGUUGUGUAUCCAA